Messenger RNA from Danaus plexippus (monarch butterfly), 4859 nucleotides. RefSeq names its product carbohydrate sulfotransferase 4-like. NCBI's taxonomy places the organism in Eukaryota, Metazoa, Arthropoda, Insecta, Lepidoptera, Nymphalidae. The transcript is spliced from 5 exons. Bases 405 to 1637 code for a protein of 410 amino acids. Gene Ontology annotation, biological process: sulfur compound metabolic process; N-acetylglucosamine metabolic process. Gene Ontology annotation, molecular function: N-acetylglucosamine 6-O-sulfotransferase activity. The record is from RefSeq and is a predicted model, not a curated record.
UUAGUAGAAGAGGACGUGAAGCGCCAGCUUUAAAAAGAAAUACCAUUAUUUUACAUUAUUCUUUGCGUUUUUACAUUGUAAGAAAAAGUAUUAUUUUUUGUUACGACAAACUUCAUUGUAAACAAUUUGAGCUUAAGUUGUGACAACUUUUAAAAAAGUUUUUGACAACUAACACCUAUAUACAAACGUUUGACAAAUAAUCUUUCAAAAUGGCGUUGAAGGUGCAAUGCGGUGUUUCCGUGGAAACGCAAAAUCAAGAAUCAUGAUUGAAAAAAAUCAAAAACCUUAAAAAAAAUGACAGUGAUUGUGUAUUUAUAAGUGUUUCUUUUUAAAAAUAAAUACCUAAGUAUUGUCUCUCUGUGUAUUUUUUUUGUGGUCAGUUUUGUUCGUAUUUUUAAGUAGUAAUGUUGCGGAAAAUUAAUUUUUACUCAAUAUGUUUUGCGUUCGGUCUCAGUGUUCUUUUAAUAUUUGCUGGAAGUCGAUAUACAGAUAACACCAAUUACCGUCCAUCUUCAGAAAGUCGAAGGAAUAUUAAGUAUUUUUUGAAAGUUGAAGAUAUAGAUGAAAAUUUAGUGCAGACAGUACCAACCAACCCUUAUGAUGGUUCACCUGACAUUGAUAAAAUUAUAGAUAAAACGAGGAUAAAAAUCAGACAUGAAUUAUUAGUUUAUAAUUUUACACAUUCUGGAGUCAAGAAGCUUGAAGAUUUAGUGAUGGAAUCAGGGGGGCAACCCUUAAGGAGUUUGAUAAUAUCAACUUGGAGAUCAGGAACAACCUUUCUGGGAGAGGUGCUUAAUGCUGUGCCGGGUAAUUUUUAUCACUAUGAACCAUUUUUGAAUUAUGGAAUUGUUCAAAUAAGAGGCACGCCAGAAUCUGACAAUGUUCUGAAGACUAUUAAAAAGAUGUUUCUGUGCCAAUAUAAUGACAUGAAUGAUUACUUUGAAUAUGGUAAAAGUCACUGGCACCAAUUCAGUCAUAACACAAGACUUUGGGACCACUGUAAAUUUAAGAAGGAACUGUGCACGGAUCCAGAUUUUACUUCCAGAUUUUGUAAAUUAUUCCCAUUUCAAAGUAUGAAAGUUGUUCGUGUUCGGUUACGUCUCAUUAAGCAACUAUUACAAGAUAAAGAGCUUAAUCUGAAAGUUAUACUAUUAAUCCGAGAUCCAAGAGGUGUGAUGCAGUCGAGACAACAUCGUAACUUCUGCCAGCCGGCACCAGAUUGCUGGAAGCCUGAAUUGUUGUGUGCUGAUAUGAUCAGUGACUAUGUGGCAGCCGGUCGGCUCAUUCAAGAGUUCCCCGAUAGAAUUAUGGCACUACGGUAUGAGGAACUUGCGCUGAACCCAAACACAACUUCAUACAGCAUACUGAAGUUCUUAGGGCUCGGUGUGACUUCCUCGGUGGAUGAAUUUUUACAUCUUCACACAAACAUUGAAGUGGCAGGAGUCAGUUCAACCUUCAGGGUCUCAAAAGCAGUGCCUUUCAGAUGGAAAAAUGUUCUAGAUUUUAAUUACGUGGAUGAGAUACAGAUGACGUGUAAAGGAGCAAUGGACCUGUGGGGAUACCAGCUCGCUCACAAUGCAACUCACAUGACAAGCAAAGAAUUCAACCCAAUACAGGAAUACUCUCUAAAGCAAUGAAUAUAUAUAUAUAUUAAUUUACCUCACUACUUUGAUAUACUUGAGACGAGUCAUAUUUAUUUUAAGGUUUUGCUGCGUUAUUUAUAUGGAAUACAUGAAAAAUCAUUCAACGUUAUAUAUGAAUAAGGACAACUCUUACAAACAUUAGAUCUGAAAUAAUUUUUUUGUAUAUUUUGUUAAGUUUUAACUACUUCAUGUUAUAAAGGAAUCUCAUUUAUCUUCCAUUAAGGAUUAUUUUUUUUAUAACUUGUAUCAGCAGCAAUGUGUAUAAUAGUUGAGAUUCUUAAUUUAUAAUAACUUCAGUUUUAUAAACAUAAAUAAAUACAUGGAAAAUGCAAUAAAUAUAUUCUAUGGACAUGGGGCAGCUAGGUUUGUUUGGGUUUUAUAUCACAAUGUAAAAGAUGGACCAGUAGUAUAGCGGUUAAAAUUGCUUGGAACUAGCUGUUGGAAAAUUUAAUGUUUACUUAUUAAUUUGUAUGUGAGUUUCUUACAACUUUCAUCUUUAAAUGUUAAUAUAAGCGUGUAUUUGUUAAAAUCGCACCAACGGAAUUGAAUAAUUCUCGAUGCUUCCAUACUAGUCACUAUAUAAAAUGUGGUGAGGAGCUCCUAAAAUGCUAUAUUGUAACUUUAAUGUGAUAUGACAAAAACAAUGACAUUAUAGAAGAAUUGAGUUAUGUACGUCAUUUAAAUUUGAACAUUUAAGUACAUAAUAUAAAUAAACGUUAAAUUUUUGUAUAACGUAAAUUAUAUUGAGGAAAACAACCGGAGUUUAUAAAUACAGUAUUUAGCACACGUGAAUUGAGGCUUUAAUGCGAUAUCGUGUCGCUCAUAUCAAAAAUUAUGCUAAAACACCAAAAAUUACAUGUCCAAGCUUUAUACAAAUAUUUAUUAGAUAUUUGAAUGUAUACUCGACGAAAUUUGAUUUGCGACAAUAUAUAGAUUAUUAAAGAAAUGGUUAACUAAUAUAUACUAACAAAUUUGUUAGAACUAGUUUCGAGUCUCGUAACAUAUGAAUCUUUUACAGAAAAGUGUCUUGCGCAUUGUACAGCGUUCCUAAUAUUUGCAUGUCGAAGUCUUUAUGGAUACUAUAUUAGGAAGGGGCUUAUAGGUAAUCUCCGUCCAUAUGGUAAAGUUACUAAGAGACAAAAUAUAACGAUUAUCGUAAUAUAGCAAUACCAUAUAUAGCAAUAAAAACUUUCUCCUCAUCUAUCAAACUAUUGAAGAUGUACUUAUAUAUAAAUUGGUUUGAUAUAUUCUUCAUAUAAUUGAAUUAUGUUCUCACACCUCAGCCCUAUGCAAAAAUAUUACCUACACCGACUUAGUAUUUUAUGUCAAAAAUCGACAAUUGCAACCCUGGUAAUGACUAAAAAACUUUCGCGCCAAAAUAUCUUGACGUUGACAUAAAUUUUAUUGGUGCAUUUAUUUAUGCUCAGUGUUGUACCAUAUCUUGACGCCUGUAAGCGUAUACGUAAUUUGCAAUAAUAGAAAAAUCGACUUUUAUACGAAUUCAUUAGAGAUAAGAAGGCUAAUAAUUCGAACAAUUGGAACUAUGAAGUAGUGAGAUUAUAAGUGCACUUGAUAAUAAGGCGGUAAUUAUAUCGAUUUGAUAUAUUUAGUUGAUAGACGGAAGAUUUUAGGAGCGUGUGUAGAUAUUUUAUGAUAUUGCAAUUUAGAUUGUACUCGUAUACUGAAUAAAUAUUACAUGUAUUGAAUUAAACAAAAUGGCGAUAAUAUUGUGUAAAAUAAUACGUUUGUGAGUCUCAACACAAGGUCUACUUUAAAUAUUGCUUUGUUUUUAUUUUAUAAUGACUACUACAGCCAACUUAGAUAGUAAAACUUAAGCCAAAUCGUCUUCGGCUAGAAUCUCGAACAAAUUAAUCUAAUAAUAGUUAUUACAAAAAAGUAUAUUAUACAUCAAACGCAGUUACUAUUUUAACGAAAUAUAUCCGUAAUGUGUUAGAAUUUAAAUAUUUUGUAUGAUAUAAAUAAUGAUUUUUAUGUGAGUUUAUUUAGCAAUUUUUAUCAUGGGUGUGUUCUGGUUUGAGAUAUUAAAGUAUAUUCUUUUUACAUCUAUCCGACUUAGUUCACAAUUUUUACGUAAUUACAUAUUAAUUUGGUAUUUUUGUUUUAUAUGCGUAUAUAUAUAAAUUAAUUAGUUCACCUUUUGUUGUACAAUGAAACUGAAACAAACAAUGAAAUUAUAUAUUAUGAUCGAUUAUAUUUUAUAUUCGAACAAAGAGCUUUAAGCGUAGCGUACACAUUGUCGAUUUGAUUCCGUAUUGGUAAAAAAAAAAUAGUUUUAAGAGUGGUUACAUAUUGUUGUAUAUAUUUUUAUAUAUUACAAAAAUGUGCAACUAUAUAAAGCUUAUAAUAUGUAUACCGUAAGUCAAUGAAAGCCAUCAAUUACUAAUUAAGAAACAUGCUUCCUGAUAGAUCUGACAAUAUGAUAUUGUGUUAUGCCUUAAAUGAUAUUUGUAGUGUAAGUUGCAUGCUAGUGACUAUAAUAGGUACAUAUUACAUAAUAAAUGAUUUAUAAAUGGCUCUGUCUCAUAAAAUCACAGUCCAAUGAGACGUACAUACGCACAAUAUAUUAUACCCAUAGAUUAUAUUACGAUAGACAUGUCAAAUAUUUAAGUAAUUAUUUUUUUUAAUUCAACGAAUACUUAAGUUUCCAAGUUUCUUCCACUAAGUUUGUUAUUUACCCUGACCAUGUCGGUUAUAUUAUGUCAAAAAUAUUUUUUUAUGUACAUAUUUCAAAUAAGUAAUAACCAAUUUUUUCAAAUGUACAAAAUGAUUAUCUGUUGUUUUUAUGACCAGAGCCAGGUGACUGGCUGGAACCAGUGUAGAUUUUGUAUCAUAUCAUUAUCAUAUCAUAAGAUAAAAACAAUUUAGUUAAUUUGUUUACAUUAUAAAAUUUGCUUAAGCUUAUAUUGAAGCAUUAGUGUUGGAUAAUUUCUUUAUAUAAUUAUACAUUUUGUUGGUAUUAUUUCAUUAUAAUUUGUAUAAUUUAUUCGGAAGCAAUAAUGUUUCAGCCGAUGUUACGUAAUUAGAGAGGGUGGUAGCAUUAUGAUAGCCUUAUUAGGAUAAGAUGUAACAAGAUAACGGUUGUACGGUAAGGGUGUUUACAUUUUAAAAUAGAUGAUACCACGGCUAGCGUUAUUACAGCAUACAUUAUAUUAUAUUUGAUUUCUAUUUCAUGUUAAUAAAGUUGUUUUAAGUUCA